AUGAAGCUGUUUACUGCUUUCUUGCUCUUAUGCACCAUCUCAACAGCGACUUGCACUGCAGAUGCAAGUCGUUUUACUGACAAAAAUGGGCAAUUCUGCACUGAAGAGUGUCCGUAUUUUAAGAACUUGGAUAAGAAGGAUUCCAGUGCGAAGAUCAGCUUGAAGAAAAUAUUGGAUAGGUGCCGAACGGAUCCGAAAGCACCCAAGAGGUCAUGUAAGAAAUAUAGCAAGAUGGUAGCAUCCAAAGAGCUUGUAAAGAUGAUGGAAUCACAUACAUGGAAAGACCUUUGCCACAUUAACUGCGACCAGUAA
This is a messenger RNA of Cylicocyclus nassatus, 312 nucleotides long. Lineage: Eukaryota; Metazoa; Nematoda; Chromadorea; Rhabditida; Strongylidae. The record is from the annotation of a GenBank genome assembly.